Messenger RNA from Anopheles nili, 7272 nucleotides. RefSeq lists its product as uncharacterized. Gene Ontology annotation, molecular function: nucleosome binding; protein binding. Gene Ontology annotation, biological process: chromatin organization. The transcript has 22 exons. Gene Ontology annotation, cellular component: nucleus. Lineage: Eukaryota; Metazoa; Arthropoda; Insecta; Diptera; Culicidae. The record is from RefSeq and is a predicted model, not a curated record.
AUGAUACGAAUAUCUGCGCUCAACGAAGAAGAAUCGGAUGACGAUAGUAAUAAUGAAUUCGAUGCCGAGUUGAUUGUUACUAAGGAAGCUGAGGAAACUAUCGCAAUCUCCGAAUAUGUACGGGCGCUUCAGAUGAAGAAGGAUAACAAAGUGCAGGAAGCGUUGGAGCUGCUGUUAGAGCUUCUAGAAACGCAGGUCAUCCAUGAUGUCACAUCCACCCAAACCGAUAGUAAAUUAUUUGCGGUAAAGUACAAUUGCUACCGGAACAUAGGUCUGAUUUAUCAAGAUCAGGGCAAGGAACAUACUGCCAUUGAAUUCCUGAUAAAGGCAAUGGAUCUCGAUGAAACGGAUGUGUAUACAAUGUCCCAGUUGGCACGUAUGGCGUUAAAGACGGGUCAUUUACAGAUAUCGAAGAUGUAUUUUGAAAAGUGCCUCAAACGCAAUCCGAACCACUGGCCCAGCAUGGAAGGGCUGCUAAAGGUUUUGUGCCGCGCUUCGAACGUAGUAGAAGCAUACGGUUGGGCCGGUCAAUGCCAUCGAAAAGAUCGUCGGAACAAACUGUAUGUCGAUGUGCUGAGAGCCAUCCGGGAACGGUUCAAAUCUAGUCUGCCCUACCUGGACACCGUGUUCACCGUAUCCCCGUCAUUUGAUUUUACCGAUUUGGAUAAACUAACGACUUUGGAGGGGGCGUUACAAACGUUUGACGAACUAUUCAAGCCGGAACAUGCUCCAUAUGACCCUCCCGACUUCACCGUGAUGCCAGACGUAAUGAAAGAGGUGAUGAAAAUAGAUGAUCUGAGUUUCGAAACGAUCGGGAGCGCUCUGGUGAAGUUGAAUGGACUCAUGCACGAGAUGGAUUUGAAGUGUGUAUUCAUGGUGGACACCGAAGCACUGUUUUGUGGAAAUCACAAGGCCGAAUCGGAAAACAUAGACCAAGACGUACAGAUGUCUCCUGCUGAAACCGAAUGUGCCGUUGAUGCCGGAUCCGUAACGAAAGAAGAGAAUCGGAUGGAAACGGAAGAUGAAGAGAUUUGUGGUAAGUGGUUGUUUGUUGCAAAUUGAAUCGCUUGAUGUGAUUAAGCUGUUCGUCCUACAGAAGAUGCAAAUGAAGUCGCUAUUACUGUGCCAGCCAAAAGCAGUGACGAUACCAAUGGAAAUGGGGCGUCUGCCGUGGAUAGCGCUGAUUCGGGAGUUGAUGCUAAUGAACAAAAGAACAAGGCGCGUCGACGAGGUUCUGAAUUGAAAAUUCUCGAGCAGUGGGGUUGGCACAAGAACCGACGAUCGACAAGAAAAAAGAGUGUACAGGAGGUAAACGAUCCAGUUGAUGCUACAGUAGAAUCGUUUUUUAAGCAAGCAGUUAAGCAGCAUUUUUCGAAAGAUUUGCGGUCCAAAGAAUCACCCUUUGUGCUCGAUGAAAACCUCGAGGAAAAAAGUAAAGAAUCUACGCGCAACGAACAAUUAUCAAGAGAUCCGCUAGAUUCUCUAAGCUGUACCACCACGAGACAGACGGAGUUUUGUGACGAGUGCAAUUUGGCAAAUUUUAUUGCCGAAAUGAAGAAAAGCGCCAUCGACGUGUACGCUUUGAUGUACGGCUUUUUAGCUCACCUUUCCAAGUCGUGGGGAUUCGCGAUAAAGACGCAACUAUGUAAAAUAUACUUGAAAGUUCAUUCAUACUUUGUCCAGUUCACCGAUUAUGAUGCGUGGAAUCAAUUGCCUGAAGAGCAACUGGAGUUGAUUUUUCAAAUCACGAUAUUCUAUUUAGAACUAAAGCUUGAUGCUGGUCUAACGCGUGCUACUGAAGCGCCGAAUUGCAUUUUCGACAAUUUCGAUGAACAAGUUUUUCAACGUUGCCGUUUAUACGUGGAUAGUCUGCCCAGUCAGAAAAUUAUUACACUUUAUCGCAUUCGGUUAUUGUGGAUAUCCUACAUUUAUGAGUGUAGUCUAAAAAGAUUUGAUCAAGCUCUAGAUAAUCUGUAUUUGCUUUUUGAACUAGUGCAUGCACAAAAUGGGACGCGUAUAGAAUUAUCGUUUCCGAAUCAACGCAACAAUACGAGUGUUAGCAGUGAAACGAUACGAGAGAUUAUUGGAGAAACCGAACGCAAGCUGCGUAUUGAGCGCGUUAAACGACACUACGAAGAUGGUGACCAUGAGCAGGUUGUAAGCAUCCUGAAAGAUACGCUGCUAUACUACACCACAACGGGAAAUCCAAACGAAUCAAUCCUCAGCAUCACCAUUCAGACGCAAAUGUUGCUGGAGUCCCUUUGGAGUUUAGCCGAAAUGGAGGAGUGUUUCCUUUGGUCGGAAAAAUCUUUCACCUACUCCGUUCAACAGUUUGUAACAGCAGAAGUACAGCAUGAUAGCAGAAAGUCACGAAUGUGGGCUAAUAAUAUCAACUUCGCGCUGGUGUAUAUAGAGUCGAUCAUCAAACAGGAAGGAGUAGCAACGAUCGAUGUCGUUGGCAAGAACCUGUCCAGGCUCAUCCAAUCGUUGCACUGUUUGCUUACACAUCAGUUGGAUCCAAGUGGGGAAAAAAAUUACACCGCUCAGCUCUGCCUUGUUGAAUGUUGGAGGGCGUGGAUUAUUCUGUACUACAUUCUGGAGCGUCUAGAUGAUAUGGAAACGAUGGUCAAAACGAACCGACCACUCAGUGUUGGCGAUCAGCCGGGAGCAUUUGAUGUGGAACCGGAACGACUCUGCAAUUCCAUAAUGAUGUGCUUUGUUGCACACGAGCUAUUGGGAAAGAAAAACUGGUGUUCGAAAGGUGACAAUAGUCUGCUGUAUCAUACGCUUGAUGUCGUCGUACCUAAAAUUCGUUCACCAAUGCUGGAGCCAUUUCGGGAGAAUUUGAACGAGUAUCUUGAACAGGUGACGUACUGUUUGUACGGCUAUCCACAGAAACGGCCCCGCCUUCGUCACAUACAGGAUCAUUGUGCUGUGCAAGUGGCACUUACCUGGGAGCGCGCCGUCCAGCUAUUUGAUCUCUACCGACCCGACAAUCUACCCGAGUAUAACUCAUACAAAUUAGAAUCGAUUUCCACCGAUAUGGAAGCGCUCUUACAGCGCAUUAUUCUGCUAAUUCCGAGUGAAAUCAGCAUGGCGAAACUAUCUCGACCUAUCACGGAGUUCAUCGACGGCAAGGGCAAUACACUGCCUGAGGCAGCCAAUAUUUUACAGAGUGAGAUUAAACCGAUAUUCUAUCUGCUGGCUGAUUUCUACUUCAAAAGCCGUGACUUUACACGUGCAAUCAAGUAUUAUGUGAUGGAUCUGACACUGGAACCGUUACGUUUUAAUUCCUGGGCAGGCGUAUCACUGUCCAAAGCCAGCAAGGUUGAAACGAAGUUGAAUUCUACCGAUGUAAUACCUUUGCACGAGUUUUUGGACGAGACUGACAACGGUAUAAAGUGUUUCGAUCAAUGUCUACAGUUGAAUGAAACAGAUUCGCAGCUAUGGAUCGAAUACGGCUCCUUUGCGUACAACAUUCAUUCAUUUUGUUCGCGUAGCUUGAAGUUAUUGAGCGAUACACUCUCUAUGGAAAGUUUCGCAUUAGUAGAAACACACAAGGAGCGCUGUUUAGAUAUUGCUUUUAGCUGCUUUAACAAGGUGAGCCUCGUGAAGCAGGCGUAUACUGAGGGCGCGAGUGACAAACACCAGCAAUUGCAACAGCACCAGGAAAAAAAUGAAAAUGAUCACGAGGACGAAAUCUGGCUUCAUCAUUACAUGCUCGGGAAGAUUGCAGAGAAGAAAAAGGAGCAUCCUGCCGUAUAUCUGACGCAUUACCUAAAAUCGGCAAAAGAUCUCUACGAAUGUAAUGCCACUUAUCCCAUCAAAAUUAACCACAGCAGUCCUUCGCAGCUGGCAAUCGAAGCGCUGGAAAUAUUUUACCGUAUCAAUGCGGCGAUCAUAAAAUAUGUUGAGCAGCACUCACCGAUUAAUAAGAAAACAUCCCGUCUGUUUGUACGUACGCUGAAGCAGUUGUCCACCAGUCCGUUUGCGGUGAACCGUGCCAAAAUUAACGAAAACAUGCUGAAGCGAAAAAUAUCACCCAACACGGCUGGUGGAAACACUGGCGGGUCGAUAGAAAUGGAUGCUUCUGUCAGCUCACCUAAAGUGGCCAAGGUAGCGGAGCCAACAAGUUUAUCCGGAGUACCCCCGCCUGGAUCUUUGAGUGCAACUUACGGCGAUGGGACUAAAGUACAGCAACUACAGCCGGAGAUGAUCCCUAGUGAUGAGCCUCCAACGCAAAUAGUCACACAAAAUCCAUUACCAGCAGAGCCAGCGCCUGUAAUAGCCAAACUGGUAGUAGAUGUUGAAGAUGACAACAUUGAUUCACCAGCAGCAGCAGCUGUUCAGCCUGCCCGCGUUCUUGAGCACGUUCGUGUGGAAGAAAUUAAACAGCCUGUUCUUCGCCGUGGUUCUCAAGAGAGUGCAGUUACUUGGACAACUACCACAACCACGACCACCACAAGCACCUCCUCAUCCAGCAGUGAUUCGUCCGAUAGUGACACCGAUUCAUCCUCAGACUCGGAUAGCGACAGCACCUCGACGGAUGACGAGUUCAUAAAUCAGCAAUCGAUUAGUCCUACAGACAGAGACGGCAUAUUUAGGCUGUGCAUCAAGAACCUGGAGGAAUGUAUAACACGCUUCCCAGAGCACUACAAGUCGAUGUAUCGUCUAAUACACCAUUUCACUCACGCACCCGGUUCGACAAAGUCGUUCGACAGUGCUCGCCAGUUGCUGCUUGGAAAUUAUCGGACCACACUUGGCAACCAAAUACCGGGUCUUUUUACGGAACGCAAGACAACAAAUUUUUUCAACGGCUUAUGGAGAAUUCCGGCUACUGAUAUCGAUCGACCGGGAAAUUUCGCCGCCCACAUCUCAAAGUGUGUCAUUGUGUUGAUGGAAACGUUGAAAGAGUUUUCCGAACACGAAGUGUUGCUAGAGUUAGCCUUGCAACUGCAACGAACUCCGGAACCGGACAAAAAAUACCUAAACGACUACGAGCGCAAAGAACUGGUCCAGCAAGCGAUUCUGUUCUGCGUGCAGGUGUACAGGGGUCUGCUGAAAAAAUCUUCCGACGGACGCAACGACGCCGAUCUGCUCUCGCUGAUGGUGGACGUGUAUAAGGCGUACCGGAAGAUCGUGAAGCACAUGCAGGCUAAGGAGUCGAUGUUUGCCACGGUUUUGACCGAUGCGUACCGUGCGUUCAUCAGCGACAAAGUUGCUAAAUUGCCCGAUAACACCAGCCUGCUCGAUUUGGCCGUUAAGUUGUGCGUGUACGAGAUCAACUACCGCAAGACGCAGGAAAAACAGCAACAAAACGCCAACUCCGCUAGUAGUUUAGCUGCCAGUACUACUGCUACCAGUGGAGGACCGGCUAGCACCAACAAUGGAGGAAAUGGUGGCAAGCAAGCGACAACGAUUGGCGAGCUUCCGGCCACGAUAAUCGUUCCUAUGCAACCGAUAUCAGCGAACUUUAUUCCCGGUCUUACCAAGCCAAAUAGGCGUGUAGGGGCAACAAAAUCUACCGCAACACCGGCAACUAGUGGAUCGACCAGUGAUCUCCCGUACAACUAUACGGCUCCACAACACUUCACGCAGGCCACGGGGAGCGGCAUGAUGCAGACGGAGCUAUCAUCCCGAAUGACGGUCACACUCGAGGCUGGUUCAGGACCAGUGAGCGGUACCAGUGGCAACAAAACAACGACUACUACCGCCUCCAUUAUGUCCUCUUUGGCUACGUCUCUGCAGCAUUCCACCAAAUCACCCAUAUACGCGGGAACCUCGUCGAAUGAGCUUCUGAUCGGUAUGCCUUCGGGGACGUUGCCACCAACAACUUCGACACCGUCAAUGUCACUGCCUACCUCAUCGGCCACGACGAGCUCCUCCGCUCUGUUUCAGCAAUAUCUGAAAAUCUUCAGCCAAAUGCCCAAUAUUGCUUCCAUCGGUAAUAAUCCCAUGAUGACCGCGGCACUGACCGAAUAUUUAGCUUCAUUUAAAAUGCAGCAACAAACGGCGGCCCUGUCCCCGAGCACUGAUCGUAGUACCUCUACCCCAUCUCCACUGCCACCAAUCCCCGUUGGUCUGUCCAAGAGCACCGCAGCCGGGCCGAGUGGAAAGGAGUACCAUUCCACUAACCAACAAAGCUCUCCCGCUGGAGGAGCCGGGAAAAAGGCAUUUAGUAAAGCCGUCAGCAGUAGUACCACUACAACUACUAUCUCAUCUAUGAGCAUCCUUGAGCAGCCGCAACAGCAACAACAGCAGCAGCUCGCUACCAUUACGCUCACCCCAAUGUCGUCGUUAGUAGCACCGGUAUCGGGUAUGCCCGGUGGCACGAAAAAGGACGCACGAGUAUCGUCACCGUUUGCUUCACAACGUGUUUCCUCACCUUCGCCUAUCCUCACCAUCACACCCUCCGACGGGCCAAUGCCAGCGAAACCAAAGGGUGAUCCGUUGACGGGGAAUCGGAAGGGGAAGGGAAAGAAAGCAGCUUCUACGGUCCAGCGGGGUGCAGCAGCAUUCGGAAGACCGUUGUCUUCUCAACAACCAUCUGCGAUCCCACAACUUGGCGUUCCAGGACUAUCGAUUGAACCCGUCCUUGGGCCGUUGAUACCACCGCAGGCCACAAGUAAGCCUUCGACAUCUAAAGCUCUCACUACGGGGAUGGGCAAGGAUCUGCUCGCUUCUUACACGGAGCUAUUACAAAAGUAUCCUCACAUGGCGCGCUCGGUGUUGAUGGGCAUGAAGGGCAUCAAUCCUCCCGGUGGACUUGGAGGUGCGGGUGGCCCAAGCACUGCUGCUAGUGUAGCGCCGCAACCGUCGGGUGGCCGGAAACAAUCGGCAAAACAGGCGAACAAAUCCUCCGCCAAAUCGAUGCAAGCAACAAUGAUGACGGGCAUGCUAUCGACAGCUACUGCAACCUCAGCCACGAACGUCACCUCUCGGUACGGCUCGAAUGUUGCCGCCAGUAUGCCGAGGAUUGGCGCCACCAUCACUCCUGUACCGGCAACCGGAUUUCCUAUCGACAACUACAGUAGACAAUCGGUGACGAUCGGGACAGGAUCUGCGUCAUCAAUGUCUAUACACGCGCUGGGUGUUGGACCAUCUAACCCGCACCAGCAGCAACAAGCAAAAACGCUACAGCAAAAGCUCGCCGAGAGACAAAAGGCCAACAAGGCACGCGAAACGGAAGGCGUCGGCGGUCCAUCACAUCCAAAACCGAAACAAGCGAACAAAGAUCCGAUCGACGUGAUAGUGCUGGAAUGAUGUUUAGAU